This is a messenger RNA of Thamnophis sirtalis, 1419 nucleotides long. It is a transcript of the gene DUSP12, whose product is annotated as dual specificity phosphatase 12. Gene Ontology annotation, biological process: protein dephosphorylation. Gene Ontology annotation, molecular function: protein tyrosine/serine/threonine phosphatase activity. Lineage: Eukaryota; Metazoa; Chordata; Lepidosauria; Squamata; Natricidae. The record is from RefSeq and is a predicted model, not a curated record. Gene Ontology annotation, cellular component: nucleus.
CGCUACUGGAAGUCUCCGCUUCCCUGGGCCCAUCUUUUGCAUUCUCCGCCACACGCCGGCCGCGCGGCGAUCAGGGACGGGCCCAGCGAGGGCGGAGCAACGGGAACCUCCGUCGUUUCCUCCUAGCCGCGCCAAGGCCAUGGUGCCGGUGCUUCCGCGGCUGUAUCUGAGCGGCGCCGAUCUUGGCCCGGCAGACGGUUCCGGAAAGCCAGCCGUCACGGCGCUGCUGCAGGUGGACUCGGAGCCGCCCGGAGCCGCUGCGCUUGCGGGAUUCGAAAGCACGCUGUUUGUCCAGGCGCUGGACCAGCCGCAGAGCGAUCUGCUGAGUCGCUUGGACGAGUGCGCGGCUUUUCUUAGCCAAGUCCUGGAGGGCGGAGGAAGCGCCCUGGUGCGCUGUCAUGCUGGAGUUAGUCGAAGUGUUGCUAUUGUGACUGCCUAUUUAAUGAAAACUAAUCACCUUACUUUUCAAGAGGCCUAUGCCUUUGUUCAAGCCAUCAAACCUGAUGCUAAGAUGAAUGAAGGCUUUGAGUGGCAGCUGCAACUCUAUGAAAAAAUGGGUUGUAAGUUUGAUGUUAGCAAUACUAUUUAUAAACAGUAUCGUUUGAAAAACCUUACAGAGAACUGUCCUGAGACAGAAGGCUUGCCUGGUCAUGUCUUUGCAAUUGAUCCAAACACAGUACAUCAAAUCCCAAAUCAUGACAUUCUUUACAGGUGCAGGAAGUGCAGGCGCUUGCUGUUCCGAAGUUCGAGCAUUUUGCCCCAUGAUGAAGGCAAAGGACCUGUAGCAUUUGUCCACAAAAAAGUUUCAGAGCCUGGACCUUUAGGCCAUGCAGGUCAAUCAAAAUGUACGUCUUACUUUAUUGAGCCAGUGCAGUGGAUGGAGGCAGCACUAUUAGGAGUGUUGGAAGGACAGCUCCUGUGCCCAAAAUGUACAUCAAAGUUGGGUUCUUUUCACUGGCAUGGUGAGCAGUGUUCCUGUGGUCAUUGGGUGACUCCAGCCUUCCAGAUUCACAAGAAUCGCAUUGAUGAAGUAAAAAGAUUGCCCAUUGGAGAGCCACAGAAUGUGACAAAGUGAACUUGGUUUGUAUUAGGACAACUACAUAUGCCUGGUAUAAAGAGACACAAUUUAAUCAAUGCUUUAAAUAUCAGUGGCCUUGCGCAGUAUUUAUAAUACAAUAAUAGUAGGCCAAAUACGCAGCAGAGCUAAUUACACAUCACAACGGAACAUUUCUUGAAAUAGUUUUAAUUUCUUAAACUGAACACUAAAAUUUGUGAUGACAAAUUGUGGUCAGGGUAUAUUUGCACAACAUGACUGCUACCAACCAAGACUACUGUAGUUGCAAAUAUGUCUAGAGGCUCUUCCUUAUGAACAACGGCAUUGUGAGAACUGCAUUUUCCCAAUAAAAAAUUUUCCUGAAA